Tetrahymena thermophila SB210 is the source of this 1527-nucleotide messenger RNA. RefSeq names its product amine-terminal domain cyclin. Lineage: Eukaryota; Ciliophora; Oligohymenophorea; Hymenostomatida; Tetrahymenidae. The transcript has 5 exons. The record is from RefSeq and is a predicted model, not a curated record.
AUGGAAAAUAAAAACUAGACUAAUCAAAACAACAGCAGCUUUUAAAGCAAUGACCUUACAACUUUAAUCAAAUAGGAUUACGAGAUCAGAAAUUAAUACUGCACUUUCAGUAAUGGUCUGUAAUAAAAUCUACUAUACGCUCGUGAAAAAAUUCUUUAUUGGGUUUUAGAUGUAAUGGAGAAAAUUGAGCUAUCCUUAAGGUCGAUCGAAAUAUUCGUCUUCAUUUUUGAAUUACAUUGGGUGAAAAAUUAGAAUUCUAUUCCUAAACAAGAGUUAUAAAAGCUAGCUUUGAGCUCCCUUUAUUUAGUCAUUAAGGAAAUAGAAAAUGAAGAAAUAACUGUCGAUUAUCUAAAUUAUAUGUGUAAAAAUGCCUAUUCUAAUGAAGAAAUAGAAACUUAGAUAAAGGAUUAGAUGAAUUCCUUGCCAAAUCUUAAUUUUAUAAUUACUCCAUCUAUUCUUUUACCAGCUUUUAAGAUUUAGAUUGACGAAGAAGACUACAAAACUGCAUCACUUUUCGUUUAUUAAACUUACGAUAAUAUUAUAAGUCUGAAUUCUUCAGAAAUACUUUUCAUUACUCUCAAAUUUAUACAAACUUCUCCUCUCAUAAAUAGUAAAUAUGAGGACGAGAAUAUUAAAGCUAUUAUAAAAUUACUUGCGCCUUUUAUUUCUUCCUCAUUAGAAUAGCUUGAGCAAAUAGUAAAAGAAAUUAAUGAAUUUGUAGAACAACACGAUGAUAAUCUCUCUGAAGACUUUAAUUUUCCUAAUGGUUCCUCUUAAGACAUCAAAAUUCGCAAAAUGUCUUUAGAGUGCGAUUUAUCUAUGAACUAGCAAAAAUAAUUUGAUGGUGAAUCUUAAAUUCUUAACAAUAUCUCUGAUAAUAGCUUUUAAGACAAUGAUCACAACAUCUCAAUAGAGCAAGAAAUAAAAAGUAAUAGAGCUAAUAGCAAACAUCUAGAUUAAGAUAUUUAGAACAACAAAGACAAUGACUUUUUGCUUAAUAUUUUUGUUGAUAAAAAUGAAAAAAAUAAGUAAGAAGAAAUGGAAAAGCCCUAGUCUUGUAGCGAUUGCUUCUAUUUCCAUAAGAGCAACUGCAAUUUUGAUUCAGGCAUCUUUUCUUCCUUUGCAUAAUUGAAUGAUUUAGAGCUCAAAGGUGAUACUAUUUCUAAUGUAUCAACCUGCACUCCUAUAAAUAGUAACUAUAAUAGUAAUAAUCUUUACAAUAGCAACAAUACUCAUUUUAAUAGUUUAAACACUUAAAAUAAUAUGAAUAACUCUGGUCAACUUCACUAAGCAUCAUACCAUUCACACAUUUAGAGUCCUAAUCUCACUAGCUUAAGGAGCAACAAUAAAAAUAUAAAUAAUUAACAUUUCAAUACCAACUUUAGUUCAUCAGAUAAUAGUUUCGCUAAAUGCAUGACAAACAGCUUAAAUAAAUAAAAGUAACCUGAUGAUAUCUUAUAAAGCUAAUAAAAUCUUAACUCUAUAUCUACCCGUCUCACUCUAGAUGAAGAGCAACAAAUAGAAUGA